AGCAGUUGUAGUCCUGUGAUGUAAACACUGUAGUCCAACAUGACGCUUCCAUGAGAGCAGCGCACAUUACACCAUGGUUUUCGAGAGCGUGGUGGUCGACGUCCUCAACAGGUUCCUGGGGGAUUACGUGGUGAACCUCGACUCGUCACAGCUGCAGCUCGGCAUCUGGGGAGGUGAUGCCAUUCUUAAAAAUCUUGAAAUCAAGGAAAAUGCUCUGAGUCAGCUUGACAUUCCCUUUAAAGUAAAAGCUGGGCACAUAGGACGUUUGGAGCUUAAAAUUCCCUGGAAGAAUCUUUACACACAGUCGGUGGAAGCUACACUCGAUGGGGUCUACCUCCUCAUAGUCCCCACAGCAAGUAUAAAAUAUGACGCGGAGAAGGAGGAAAAGCAGUUCUUGGAGGCUCGACAGAGGGAGCUGCAGAGGAUAGAGGAGACCAAACUCAAGGCAGCUGAGCAAGAAAACCCUGGUCUGGAGAAGCAGGACACGUUUGUGGAGAAGCUGGUGACUCAGGUCAUCAAGAACCUUCAGGUGAAGAUCUCCAACAUCCACGUCCGAUAUGAAGACGAUGUCACAAACCCAAACUGCCCUCUGUCGUUUGGAGUUUCACUGGAAAACCUCAGUCUCCAAACUGCGGAUCAAAACUGGAGACCUACUCUCCUGGACGAGAAGGCCAAGCUGUUCUUCAAGUUGGUUAAACUCGAUAACCUGUUUGCCUACUGGAACGUCAACUCUGUGCUUUUCUCCAGUCACCAGUCAGAGGAGGCCUUGAAAUGUCUAAAGAGCAGCAUGAAAAGUAACAACAAUUAUCCAGUCACCCAUGAGUUCAUUUUCCGUCCGAUCUCAGCCGACGCCAAACUGAAGAUGAACCCCCGGUCUGACGUGGACUUCUCGUCUCCUAAAGUCGACCUCAUGGUGAAUCUGAGCGAAGUGGCCAUUGAACUGAACAGGCCGCAGUACAUCAGCAUCCUGGAGCUGCUCGGCUCAGUGGAUAUGAUGUCCAGAAAUCUGCCGUACAGGAAGUACAGGCCGAACGUCCCAGUCCAUCGAAACAGCAAAAUCUGGUGGAAGUACAUGAUAACGAGUGUUCUGGAGGUGGACGUGAAGCCCCGCCUCCACAUGUGGUCCUGGACUCGGAUUCGUCAGCACCGUCAGGCGGUGAAAAAGUACAAAGAGGAGUACAAAACCAAGAUCACGUCCAAGAAACCCAGCGAGGAGCUUCUGCGCAGACUACAGGAGCCGGAGAAGACGCUGGAUAUUUUUAACAUCACAUUAGCCCGACAGCAGGCCGAGGUGGAGGCGAGUAAAGCAGGCCUGAAGAUCUACCGCCCGGGGCUGAAGAUGGAGGAGGAGGAGUCUCAGGGCUGGUUCGGUUGGAUGUGGAACUGGGGCGGACAGGGCGAGACCGAAGUCAAAGAGACCAAGGGCGGAGGAGGUUUUGACGAGCUGCUGACCCCCGCUGAAAAGGCCAAACUCUACACGGCGAUCGGUUACAGCGAGACGGCGGCCAACCCGAACCUGCCCAAAGACUUCGAGGACAUGAAGGUGAACUUCCACAUGGAGAAACUGUCCGUGUCCAUCAAACACGCCAAAGACAGGAACGAGAUCAUCCGUCUGACAGUGGGAGAGCUGCAGUCCAUGCUCACACAGAGACCGGGCGCACAGGCUCUCAAAGUGACUGCUCAGCUGACUCUGUUCGAGGUCACGGGCCUGGCCAAUCAGCACCCGGCUCCCACGCUGCUGUCGUCGAGGAAGGCGGCGACGGGGGCGGGGACUCCUCUGCUCUGCAUCCUGUUUGAGACCAACCCCCUGGACGAGAGCGCCAACCAGAGGCUCCACGUCACGUCACAGCCUCUCGAGAUCAUCUACGACUCUACCACAGUGAACGGGAUGGCUGCGUUCUUCAGACCUCCAGACGACCUGGAGCUGGACGAACUCACCAACGCCACUCUGAUGAAGCUGGAGCAGUUCAGGGACCGCACAGCCACCGGUCUGAUGUACGUGAUCGAGACUCAGAAAACCCUGGACCUGAAGGUGAACCUCAUGGCCUCUUACGUCAUCAUCCCUCAGACCGGUUACUAUGACAACACCCAGAACAUCCUGCUGCUCGACCUGGGACACUUCAAGAUGUCGAGCCAGAGCAGAAAGCACCUGCCGCAGCUGUCCGUCACCUGCAGUAACAUCGAAGACAUCAUGUCCAGAGCCUACGACAGCUUCGACAUCCAGCUCAGCAGCCUGCAGUUCCUCUACAGCAAACCAGAUGGAGAUUGGAAAAUGGCGCGUAAACAGAGAGAGUCUCCUCUGCACAUCCUGGAGCCGGUGGAUCUGAAGGUGGUGUUUAGUCGUGCCAUGGUCGUCAAAGACUCCCGCAUGGCCAAGUAUAAGCUGUCUGGAGAGCUCCCGCGUCUGUCUCUGCGUAUUUCUGAUAACAAACUGCGCAGUGUCCUGGAGCUGGUGGACAGUAUUCCUCUGCCUGAGAGCCGGCCCCCCGCUCGCUCCAACCCUCACCAGGGCUCCAUCAAGCCCAGGAGCUUCACUCCUCAGCUCACACACAGACGCCCCCUGAGCCUGGGAGACCAGCGCUCCUCUUUCAUCUUCGAGUCCUGCGAAACCAUCACCAGCCUCACCUCAAUGGGCUCAGAGGAGGAACUGUUCUACGACGCUCCCACUUCUCCUCUGGACGAUAAACCCUUUUUCCCUGAUGAUCCCAGACCUCUGCGCACCAUCAGCAAGAGAACAAGCCUGCAGGACGACGCCAAGAAGAACAUGACCGACCUCGUACUCAACUUCGAAAUAGACAAGUUCUCGGUGGAGCUGUGUCGCCUCUCGGAGGCCGUGGAGAUCACUGUUCUGCUGCUGGAGAUCGAGGGUCUGGGCACAGAACUGAAGCUCAGAACCUUUGACAUGACGUCCAACACCUACCUGAAGGAGAUCUGCCUCAAGUGCCCCGAGUACAUGGAUUCUGAGGCCAAAGAGGUUCAGCUCAUCACCACACGAGACAACUGUGAAGAGGACCUGCUCACGCUGGAGUACAUCAAGGCAGAUAAAAACGGCCCUGAGUUCAAGUCUCUGCACAGCAACACGGAGCAGCUGACCAAGGUGACCUUCUCCUCUCUGGACGUCCACCUCCACACAGAGGCUCUUCUGAACACCAUGAACUUCCUGGACAAUCUUCUGCCAAAAAAGACGUCCAGCCCGAAGGAGGUGGGCCCAGAGGAGCUGCCCACCAUCCCAGAGGAAGAUGAAGGCGACGGCGAGAAGGAGGAAGAGAAGAAGGAGGAGACCGCGCUCGUCAGGAGACCAAGUGUUAAAAGCUCAAAGUUUGCAGACAUAGUGAACAUGCACAUCAGAGCUGAUCUCCGCUGCCUCAAAAUCUUCAUCCGAGGACAGAAAGCCAGAAUCUCAGAAAUCAGCAUCGAAGGUCUGGUCUCUGAGGUUCUCAUGAGGAAAAAAGAGAUGGAGAUUCUGGCUCAUUUGAAGAACAUCAUCAUUCUUGACUGUGACAAAGACGCCCUGUACAAAAAGGCUGUGUCCAUUGCUGAUAAGGAGGUGUUUGACUUCCGCAUGGUGAACUACACCUGUGCCACUCAAGGAGACGCGUACCUGGACAUGUCUAAAGUGGACACAUCUGUCACUCUGAAUGUGGGCUGCAUCCAGGUUGUCUUCCUCAACAAGUUCCUCUCCUCCAUACUGGCGUUCAUUAAUAACUUCCAGGAGGCGAAGGCGGCCCUGGCAGAGGUGACGGUUCAGGCUGCAGAAAAGGCAGCGUCUGGGGUGAAGGAGCUGGCCGAGAGGAGCUCCCGGAUCUCUCUAAGUGUGCACUUUAACGCUCCCGUCAUCUUCCUCCCUCAGUCCUCCUCUUCCUCAAACGUCAUCGUAGCAGAUCUGGGCCGACUCUCCGUCAAGAACCGCUUCGUCACAAAGCCAUUCAAGUCCGACGCCAAGAUCCCCCCGGUGGUCGAUAUCAUAAAAGUCAAACUGACCGACCUCAGGAUGUACAGAACCACGUACAAAAACGAUAAGUUCCAGGGGGAGACUCAGCUCUUGAUGCCCGUGAGUCUGGACCUGGAGGUUCUGAGAAACCUGUCGUCAAACUGGUACCACAACAUCCCCGACAUCGAGAUCAUCGCACACCUCAAACCCAUGAACCUGAUCUUGAGCCAGGACGACCUCACUGUGGUGCUCAGGACUUUGAGUGAAAACCUGUCUGAGAAUUCCGAGCUCGGUGGCCCCUCGGAGCCUCCACCCUCCUCUGACCCCGGUGACCCCGGUGACUCUUCCGACCCCUCCUCUGACGCCUCCACCCGCGGCUCAGGCACCUCUCCACCCAGCCGAAAUAACACAGUGGUGACUUCUGCUGUGGUCGAGUCUCAGAAAAACACCAAACCCAAGACGUCUCUGAAGUUAGACUUUAAGUUUGACUCCAUGACCCUGGUCCUGUUCACUCCAAAUGGAAAUGAGGCGCAGUUGUUGGACUCUCACGAUGAGCAGCUCAAACUGGCUGAGUUCACUCUGGGCACCAUCUCCACCUCGUUCCACAUGUUCUCAGACAGCUCCAUGAGGGCCCUGGUGCAGCUGGCGGCCUGUUUCCUCGACGACAAGAGACCCAAAAUCAAGAUGGUCACGUCCAGAAUGAUGGCGCUGCGUCCGGGAGCAGAGCAGAACAUGAUGGUGGAGGUGAAGUAUCGUCAGGGCAGAGAGGGCACAGUCCUGGACACGUUGGUGCAGGACAUUUACCUCUGCGCCAGCAUGGAGUUCCUGCUGACGGUGGCCAACAUCUUCCUGACGGCCUCACAGCAGGGCUUCGGUCAGGCUCCUCAGAACAAGAGCAACGCCGGAGCAGAGAAGAAGAACCCCUCCUCUGUGGCGUCCAGAGAGUCCACCUCGACUCCUCCCCCUGCGUCUAAGGAGAUUCACGUUGUGGUGAGAAAUCCUGAGAUCGUGUUCGUGGCCGACCUGAGCCGCGGCGAUGCCCCCGCCCUCGUCAUGACGACGCAGUGCGAGCUCAUGAUGAAGAGCGGUGCCAACGGGUCACAGACAACCGCCGGGAUCAACGACCUCAAGGUGGUGGCGUGCCCGUUCCUCAGAGAAAAGAGGAAAAACAAUGUGACUACGGUCCUGCAGCCCUGUAAGGUGUUCCUCCUGUCCUCCGAGACGCCUCACACGCCUCAGGUCAAUGAGAUCACCAUCAACUCCCUCACGCUCAAGGUCUCUCCCAUCAUCAUAAACACAGUAAUCACCAUCCAGUCUGCCCUGAGCCCGACCCCAGAGACCCCCGAGGAGCAGGACAGCCCCGUGCCCGUCGACCUGUGGGAGCGCCGCAGCUGGAGGGACCUCAAACUCUGGUUCCUGGAAGAAGAAAGCGACGAGGACCAACAACAGCAGGCUCCACUCAUCCCGUCUGGAGAGUCUCUACAGAUGAGCAUUAAGUCGAUCUGUCUGACCCUGGAGGCCGGUGUGGGACACAGGACGGUGCCCAUGCUCCUCGCCAAGUCCUCUUUCCACGGAGACGUCACCAACUGGUCCACCCUCAUCAACCUGCACAGCGCCCUCAGUCUGGAGGUUCACUAUUAUAAUGAGAUGUUGGGCGUGUGGGAGCCUCUGGUGGAGCCUUUGGAAGAUGAGAAGAAAGAAGGGUUUAAGCCCUGGACACUGGAGCUCAGGAUGAAGAAGAAGCCGGUGAAGUACUCGGGGAUGUCUGAUGAGGUGGAUUACAUCGUCCCUGAUUAUAAAACCGUCAUCGUGGUCAGCAGCAAAGACCAGCUCAACAUCACAGUGUCCAAGUGUGGGCUCGCCAUGCUGAGCAACCUGGGCACGGCGUUUGCAGAGGCAGCUAAGCAGACGGCCGAGUGCUUUCAGAAGGAUGAGGCUCCGUUUGUGGUAAAGAAUCGUCUGGGGCUCCCUGUGUCUGUGCGCUACAGCGAGAUGUUCAACCCCAUCGGCCUGGAGGCCCCCACCCGCACUGUGGAGCUGCAGGACGGAGGAACUCUGGGCAUGGACUACUUUGUGACCACCGACUCAGACCAGUUCUCUGCUAUGAUCUCUCUGAGCGGCAAGGACUACUACAUACAGCCCACUCCCGUGGGCCACACCCCCACCAGUGUGAUCCCUCUGAUUAAAGUGGGCCGGGGCAUGUACAGUGUGGUCCACAGAGACUCAGGAGUCACGCGCUUCCUCGUCUGUCAGAUCUACUCUGUGGAAGGAAGCAAGUACGUCAAGAUCCGCUCCCCUUUCCAGAUCAUAAAUCACUUCUCAAUCCCGUUUAAAGUUUUUGAAGGAACAACGUUUCUCGGGACAGCGCUCCCCACAGAGGAGUUCUGUGUGCCCCUGGACUCAUAUCGGUCAGAGUUGUGUCUGCAGCCGGUGACAGGGGAAGAGGAGGAGGAGGAGGCAGAGUUCUGCUGCUCAGAGGGCUUCAGUUAUGAGGACCUGAGUAACCAGGCUCCAGAGCAGAGGAUCCAGCAGACGUGUAAACACCGCUUCACCCAGAGCCAGGUGCUGACGGUCAACAUGGUCCCUCAGAAGGACACGGUCUCCUUUACUCACACUGGAGGAGCUGGGGAGAACUUCGACGUGCCCUUUGUGCUCCACCUGUGGCCCUCCAUCCUCCUGAGGAACCUGCUGCCCUACCCCAUCACAUACAGACUCAAGGACAGUGGAGAGGCGUCCCCUGCUGCCACCCUGGAGCCAGGACACUCUGCUCAGCUCCACACGGCCGUCAUCGACCAGUCCAGUCUGGACCUGUGCCUCAUCGACUACCUGGCCCAGGACUGGGCCUCGGAGUACAGCCUCUGCAGUGACCAGGAGGAAAUCACAUUUGUGGUGUUUAAGUCUCUGCGUGAGGAGGAGGACGUGAGUGACGGAACAGAGAUGAAGAGGGCGGAGCUCGACAUCGCGGUGCACGUGAGUUGCGACCAGGGCCAGACCGUGGUGGCUAUUCACUCCCCCUACUGGAUGAUCAACAAAACAGGACGUCUGCUGCAGUACAAGGCCGAUGACAUCCACCGCAAACACCCCAUGGACUACGACAUGCCCCUCCUCUUCUCCUUCAAACCCAGAUACUUCUUCAGGAACAACAAGGUUCGUCUGAUGAUCUCGGACAGUGAACUCUCUGAUGAUUUUUCCCUGGACACAGUCGGUAGCCACGGAGAAGUCAAGUGUAAAGGACGCUACAAAGACUAUCUGGUGGGAGUGAAGAUCGAUGCCACCAGUUUCAGCCUGACCCGGAUCGUGACCUUUGUGCCCUUUUACACUCUGGUGAACAGAACCAAGCACAGUGUGUUUAUCUGUGAGGAGGGACUGGACAACUGGACCGAAGCUCAGCCCGGACAGUCUGCAGUUCCUUUCUGGCCCGAAAACGACACAAAGAAGCUGAAGAUCAAAGUGGAGGGUCUGUCUCCUCCUCAGAUCAUCGACUUCACACGACCAGAGAACUGCCUCCUGCUGCACCUCGACAACUCCGUGGGCGGGAUCAUCGUGGACGUGAACCUGUCAGAACACUCGGCCACUAUCCGCUUCUCCGACUACCACGACGGGGCCGCGCCGUUCCUCAUCAUUAACCACACCAAGAAUCAGACUCUGCUUUUCCAUCAGAGUUCUCAGGGGGAGGCGGAGCAGGAGGAGCUGGAGCCAGGGAAAGCCGUGUACUACACCUGGACGGAGCCCACCGGGUCCAGGGAACUGUGCUGGAAGUGUGGCAACUACAGCGGCAAACUGGAGUGUGUCAAGGACCAUAACGAGGACAUGAACAAAGACGGGAAGCUCUAUGUGGUCUCGUUUUAUGAAGGCCUGCAGAGGGUGGUGCUGUUCACAGAGGAGAAGUCCAUCUUCCAGCUGCUGUCGGAGAGUGAGAAGGCCCAGCUGGCCGAACAGGAGAUAAUUCUGUCUCUACAGAGUGUGGGCAUGUCCCUCGUCAACAACUCCACAGGACAAGAGGUUUCCUUCAUCGGAAUCACAAGCUCUGACGUGGUCUGGGAGCACAAGCCCAAAAAGAAGAAGGAUCGUUGGAAAACUCUGAGCAUCAAAGAAGCAGACAUCCUGGAGAGCAGUUAUCAGACUUACCUCUCCACAGAGCCGGUGGACAACGGCAUCGUCGACCUGGAGAACAACUUCCAGGUCUGCUUCACUCCUAACGGCACAGACAUGAGGAUGCUGCAGCCCACGGACGCCCCCUUGAGGAGGCACUUCCUCCCUGGAGUGAAGGUCGAGUACAGCGUGUCACCGCGACAGAAGUCUUACCGCAUCCAGAUCCACCGCAUACAGAUCCAGAACCAGCUGCCAGGAGCCAUCUUCCCUUAUGUGUUCUACCCCGUCAAACUGCCCAAGUCCAUCGUCAUGGAGGCAGAACCGAAGCCUUUGACUGACAUCAGCAUCGUGACCAGAACAGCCGGACACUCCGAUAUCUCCAGAAUCAAGUAUUUCGUGGUGUUGAUUCAGGAGAUGGAUCUAAAGGUGGACUUGGGUUUCUUGUACGCGAUCUUAGACCUGUUCACUCCAGAGAACGCCAGCGCCGUCACCACGGAGCAGGAGGUGGAGCUGUUUGAGAAGGACAUAGAGUACAUCAAGGCCGAGCUGAACAACGGCUCUGCUGCGGAUAACUCUCCCAUCAGUCUGUUCGAGUUCUUCCACAUCUCUCCCAUCAAGAUGCACCUGAGCUUCUCCCUGAGCACGGGAGGAGAGGACGGUCUGAAGGAGAAGAGGGACAAAGAGCUGAUCCCUGUGCAGAGUCUGAACCUGCUGCUCAAGAGUAUCGGAGCCACACUCACCGAUGUGCAGGACGUGGUCUUCAAACUGGCCUUUUUCGAGCUGAAGUUCAUGUUCUGCACCACACAGCAGCUGCAGUGGGAGGUCAUCCGGCACUACUCUAAACAGGCGAUAAAGCAGAUGUACGUGCUGGUGCUGGGGCUGGACGUCCUGGGGAAUCCUUUUGGUUUGAUCCGAGGUCUGUCUGAGGGAGUGGAGGCCUUUUUCUAUGAGCCCUGGCAGGGGGCGAUUCAGGGGCCGGAGGAGUUUGUGGAGGGCAUGGCUCUGGGGGUCAAGGCUCUGGUGGGAGGAGCUGUCGGGGGCAUCGCCGGCGCCGCGUCCAGGAUCACGGGGGCCAUGGCCAAAGGCGUGGCGGCCAUCACCAUGGACGAGGAGUACCAGCAGAAGAGACGAGAGGCCAUGAACAAGCAGCCCAGCGGUCUGAGGGAGGGGCUGGCCCGAGGAGGCAAAGGGCUCGUCUCUGGUUUUGUGAGUGGAAUCACAGGAAUCGUCACUAAACCCAUCAAAGGCGCUCAGAAGGAGGGGGCGGCCGGCUUCUUUAAGGGCGUGGGGAAAGGGCUGGUGGGAGCUGUGGCCCGACCCACCGGAGGCAUCAUCGACAUGGCCUCCAGCACCUUCCAGGGCAUCAAGAGAGCCGCGGAGACGUCUCAGGACAUCGAGUCUCUGCGUCCCCCGCGCUUCAUCCACGAGGACGGAGUCAUACGCCCAUAUAAGGAGAGGGAGGGGCUGGGCAGUCAGAUGCUCCAGAAAAUUGAGAACGGGCGCUUUGCCAAGUACAGGUAUUUCGCCCACGCCAAGGUCAAUGACUCAGACUUCCUCAUGAUCACAAAGAGGGGUAUCUUCUUCGUGACUAAGGGCACGUUCGGACAGCUGACGUGCGAGUGGCAGUAUCUGUUUGAAGAGUUCACCAAAGACCCGAUGAUCGUGGAGGAUCGCAGACUGCGCAUCGAAGCCAAGGAGAGAGUCAAGUCUGUGUUUCACGCCAAGGAGUUUGGGAAGAUCAUCAACUUCAAGACUCCAGAGAUCGCCAAGUGGGUUCUUGCCAAACUGGAGGACGCCAGAGAAAGUUUACCUAAAUACUGACCCGUAAGCGGCCGACUCCGACUUCUCAGUGCCUUCGCCUCCUGUAGCGCCACCCGGAGGACCGUGGAGGGAACACGUGUGCAUGCCUGACUACUAAGUGCUUUACGUCAACGAAUAUUUACAUUACAAACCCCGUUAUGUGUGUGCGCCGUAAGUUUUAGGUAUGUCCUAGUUUACACUCUGCUGAUGCUGCUACGAAUACUAUUUUAUUCAAUUAUAAGAAAGAAUUUUAUUUACUCUCCUUUAUGUGUAAAGGCGCUGUACCUUAUUUUUACUGAAAAACAGAACUAGUUCAUUUUAAACAAAGUUCUUCCUCACUCACCUUUAUGCAUUUAGAACUUUCUGUUUACUCACAACAAAGUGUUUAGAAUCUGUGUAACAUCCGUUCAUUUGUGUUUUAAAAUAAAACCAAAUAUAAGAAAAUGAAAAAACAA
Boleophthalmus pectinirostris (great blue-spotted mudskipper) is the source of this 10278-nucleotide messenger RNA. RefSeq names its product vacuolar protein sorting 13 homolog A (gene vps13a). NCBI's taxonomy places the organism in Eukaryota, Metazoa, Chordata, Actinopteri, Gobiiformes, Gobiidae. The coding region runs from base 74 to 9844 and encodes 3256 amino acids. Gene Ontology annotation, biological process: protein targeting to vacuole; protein retention in Golgi apparatus; autophagy. The transcript is spliced from 75 exons. Gene Ontology annotation, cellular component: extrinsic component of membrane. The record is from RefSeq and is a predicted model, not a curated record.